Molecule: messenger RNA, 4817 nt
Organism: Xenopus laevis (African clawed frog)
Lineage: Eukaryota; Metazoa; Chordata; Amphibia; Anura; Pipidae
Gene: smarcc2.L
Product: SWI/SNF related, matrix associated, actin dependent regulator of chromatin subfamily c member 2 L homeolog
Biological process (GO): regulation of DNA-templated transcription
Cellular component (GO): SWI/SNF complex; nucleus; synapse
Source: RefSeq, marked provisional
GCUAGCAGAAGAUGGCGGUGCGGAAGAAGGACGGCGGCCCGAAUGUGAAAUUUUAUGAGGCAUCCGACACUGUCUCACAGUUCGACAACGUGCGGCUUUGGCUGGGCAAGAAUUAUAAAAAGUAUAUCCAAGCAGAGCCUCCUACUAACAAGUCACUGUCCAGCCUGGUGGUACAGCUGCUUCAGUUCCAAGAAGAGGUAUUUGGGAAACAUGUCAGCAAUGCUCCUCUCACGAAACUUCCGAUGAAAUGCUUCUUGGACUUUAAAGUGAGUGGAGCUCUCUGUCACAUCCUUGCUGCUGCAUAUAAAUUUAAAAGUGACCAGGGAUGGCGAAGGUUUGAUUUUCAGAAUCCUUCACGUAUGGAUCGGAAUGUGGAAAUGUUCAUGACCAUUGAGAAGUCUCUGGUACAGAACAACUGCCUGUCCCGACCUAACAUAUACCUUCACCCAGAUAUAGACUCAAAACUACAGAGUAAGCUGAAAGAUAUCGUGAAACGACAUCAGGGCACUGUAACAGAAGACAAGAGUCAUGCAUCUCACAUCGUUGUUCCCGUUCCUAGCAAUUUAGAAGAUGAGGAGUGGGUGCGACCCAUUCUUAAGAGGGACAAACAGGUUCUUCUGCACUGGGGUUAUUAUCCUGACAGUUAUGACACGUGGGUUCCUGCAAGUGAGGUUGAAGCCUCAGUGGAAGAUGCUCCCACAGUGGAAAAACCACGCAAGGUCCAUGCCAAAUGGAUUCUGGAUACUGACUCAUUCAAUGAGUGGAUGAAUGAAGAGGACUAUGAGGUGACUGAUGAGAAGAAUCCUGUCGUACGGCGUAAGAAAAUCUCUGCCAAGACCUUCACUGAUGAGGUAAGUAGCCCUGACUCAGACCGCAGAGACAAAAAGGGACCUAACUACAAGAAGAGGAAACGCUCCCCUUCCCCUCCUCCCAGCGCUGAAGCAAAGAAAAAGGCUGUCAAAAAGGGCCCUUCGACCCCAUAUACCAAAUCAAAGAGGGGUCACCGAGAGGAGGAGCAAGAAGAUCUGACCAAAGAUAUGGAUGAACCCUCCCCAGUUCCUAAUGUGGAAGAAGUUACUCUCCCUAAAGCAGUGAACACCAAGAAGGACUCUGAAUCUGCACCAGUAAAAGGAGGGACUGUGACAGACCUGGAUGAACAGGAGGACGAAAGCAUGGAAGCAGUGACCAAGGAGGAAGAUGAGAACUCAUCUGGGAAUAAAGGCGAGCAAAUAAAAACCUCCGAUCUUCAUGAGGACAAUGUGACUGAACAAACACACCAUAUCAUCAUCCCUAGCUAUGCUGCUUGGUUUGACUAUAACAGCGUGCAUGCUAUUGAACGUCGGGCUUUACCAGAGUUCUUCAAUGGCAAGAACAAGUCCAAAACACCAGAGAUAUACCUGGCCUAUAGAAACUUCAUGAUUGACACCUACAGACUAAACCCUCAGGAAUACCUUACUUCUACAGCAUGUCGUCGCAACUUGGCAGGGGAUGUCUGUGCUAUCAUGAGGGUUCAUGCCUUCCUAGAACAGUGGGGGCUCAUUAACUACCAAGUGGAUGCUGAAAGUCGUCCUACCCCAAUGGGCCCUCCCCCAACAUCACAUUUCCAUGUCUUAGCGGAUACUCCAUCAGGACUGGUUCCACUGCAGCCUAAAACUCCACAGAGCUCUGCUUCACAACAGAUGCUCACUUUCCCUGAUAAAAGUAAGGAUAAACCAAGUGACCUUCAAAACUUCGGCUUACGGACAGAUAUGUAUAGUAAGAAGAACACAACAUCCAAGAGCAAGGCUGCUGCCAGUGCAACGCGUGAAUGGAACGAGCAGGAGACCCUGUUGCUCCUUGAGGCACUGGAAAUGUAUAAAGAUGAUUGGAACAAGGUAUCUGAGCAUGUGGGGAGCCGGACGCAGGACGAGUGUAUCUUGCAUUUCUUACGACUUCCUAUUGAGGAUCCAUAUCUAGAGGACUCUGAUGCCUCUCUGGGACCAUUGGCCUUUCAGCCCAUACCCUUUAGCCAAUCAGGGAAUCCUGUGAUGAGCACAGUAGCCUUCCUUGCAUCUGUAGUAGAUCCGCGGGUAGCAUCAGCUGCUGCAAAAUCAGCUUUGGAUGAAUUUUCCAAGAUGAAGGAGGAGGUUCCUACAGCACUGGUGGAAGCUCAUGUCAGGAAGGUUGAGGAUGCAGCCAAAAUCACUGGAAAAGCUGAUCCCAAUUAUGGCCUUGAGAGCAGUGGUAUUGCUGGAACAGCUUGUGAAGAAAACGAGAGGAUAGAUUGUCCUAAAAUGAACACCCCUGAAAUCCAUGGUAGGAAACAUUCCUCUCCUACACACAAGACUUCUUUACAAAGUGAAUCUGACAGGAGACAUUCUAUUUCAACAACCCUACAUCAUAACAAUGAAGACAGCAGUUCAGAAGAGCCCCAGACAGAUGCGCAGCCUACAGAUGAGAAGAAAGAGCCAAAGGAUUCACCCGGUGAAACACUCCCCGAAGAUGAGGGUAAGGAGAAAAUCAGUGAAGUAGCAAAGAAAGAGGAAGAAAAAAGCAAAGAUGGAGACACUGACAAAGAAUCUGAGAAAAGUGAUAUUGACAUGGCUGAUGGGGAGAAGGUCACUGACAGCAAGGAAGGAGUUGAGGAGACAGAAAAGGAAGAGGGUGAUUUAAAGAACAAGGUGGAGAGAGAUAUUGGAGAAGGCAACCUUUCUACAGCUGCUGCGGCGGCUCUAGCUGCUGCUGCUGUAAAGGCCAAGCAUUUGGCAGCAGUGGAAGAAAGGAAGAUAAAAUCACUUGUUGCACUUCUGGUGGAAACUCAGAUGAAGAAGCUAGAAAUCAAACUGAGACAUUUUGAAGAGUUGGAGACCAUCAUGGACAGAGAAAGGGAGGCGCUGGAAUAUCAGAGACAGCAGCUUCUAGCUGAUAGGCAGAACUUUCACAUGGAGCAACUGAAAUAUGCUGAGAUACGAGCCCGUCAACAGCACUUCCAGCAGAUCCAAAGCCAACAUCAGCAGCAGCAGCAGACCACUUCCAGUAGCCAACCUGUGCCACCCACUGGCCAUACCAUUCCAGUGCCACAGUCAUCACUGAUUCAAGCCCCGGUGAGCUCAGCCAGCAGUGCUGAAAGUCUGGUUCAGCCUUCAGCACCAUCCACACAGCCACCGGCCAGUAGUCAGCAGCAGCAACUUGGAACACAGCCCAGCCCAUCACAACCUUCUGGCACAUAUACAAGCCAAUCACAAUCUACCCCACUGGUUUCAUCAGCAGUACUGGUUCCUGCCCAGCCACCGGUGCCCGACCCUGCAACACCGCUGCCUCCAGACUCCAUUGUAAACACAGUGGCCCAGCCCCAGCCGUAGCCUCUCUGUCUGGAGUUUUGGAAAAGGAGCAGAAGGGAGAUGGAGUUCUUCCAUUCAUCUACUUGUGUUCAGUCCCAAUGUUUGUCACCAUCACCUUCCAAACUGCUUGAGUCACACAAACCCCAGCCCCCCCAAAGAGCAAGUGUUCCUCAUUUGCCUCAUCUCCGUCGUUCCUUUGGUUAUUGCUCACUGAUCUACACCAUGAAGUCUCAGGUGUAAAUGUAGAAAAUUCUGAAUUGUUAAUGAAAAAAAGCAGCAUUUUUUGUAUGAAGGUUACAAUAACAAAAAAAACAACAUUUUCUCAAGUGGUUCAGAAGUUCACUGGGUGGGACGUUUACCUGCAACAGACCAGUCCAACGUCUCCACAUGUUGGACAGAUUUAUUGAUUAUCUGACUACAGAUUAUUUGAAAUUGAUGCCAUACAAAGCAGAAUGUAGAGUUGGUUGGGGCAUUAGAGGUUGGCAUCUGGGUAGUGGAGCUCUGUUUGGGCAGCGCUUAUCUACAGUAACUUGCCUGGUCAGUGGAGCAUGGGAUGAGAAUGGAUGGAGUCACUGAAGGAACAGGACUGACAUUUGUUGUGUGACUGUCCUUAAGAAGCAUCGACAUUAUUAUAGAGUAACCUGCAAAAGUAUUGUCACCAUAUUGGAAGAACCACAACCCCGAGUACAGCGCUUGUUUGCUUCAUGUCUCCCAUUGACCAGUAUCAGACUGCCCUCGGCAUUCAAAAAAAUAUUUGUAUUUUGUUUUGUUUCUUUUUUAUGGUUUUAACCUAUAUAAUGCUUUUAAAUGGAUCAGUUAUAAACAGACUAUGUUCAUGACUGCUAAGAUGGCAACAUUUAGCUAGUAACGGUCGGAAAGCCUGUUUUUUACUGGUGUCAUUUUAUAUCUGUCAGAGGCUCUCUCAUCAAAUCUCUUUCUCAGUGUUUUUGUUUUAUUUCAUGAAGGAGUUGUGAUGGAUUGUGUAAGGAGAAAGGCACUGAUAUAGCUGAGUGAGCAGUUUGUGUCUGUGAGAUACGUUAUCCCUGGUGAGUAAGGACCCGGGGAAGUGAUAUGUCUCGCACCACUGUGCACUAUUAGUAACAUAUUUUAGCUUUUAACUAUAUCAACUGUUUUUGUUUUUUUAUAGUUUUGAAUUAUAUUUGAAAUAUGUUGGCCAGGAAAAGGAGAGCAGAGUGCACUUUAUAGAGACACGGGUGGCUGCUAAUAUCCAUUGGUAACUCCCUUUAACAUUCAUGAUUUUAUCUGUUAGAGGAGUGAGCACUACCUGCCCCCUGUAAAUGUAUUGGCUGGAAGGUUUUGGAAUGGUGAGAUCCGUGCCCUUCUGAGGGGAGUAUAUUCAGAAACUAGGACUGGCGUUCCGCCAUCUUGAUGUGUUGACUCUGUUCAUGUGACCUGUACCUUAUCCUGUGUCUGUGCAUCUUAACCCCUUCCCCCAGGGCACGGGGCAUUAAAAUCUUCAAAAUGUACAUUGCCUUU